AACCAAUUCUAGGGUUCUUUCGAUGAACAACAAUGAGACGUAAAAUGGAGAGAUUUGUUCUUCUUCCUUUCUCGAUCGGAUGCAUCUCCGAGUCAAGCGUGGCCGUGGGGAUUCAACGUAAUGCAACAUCCAAACCCACCGACCCUAAUUCGUCUCCUCGAUCAAGUGAGAAAGAUGAAAUGGUAUUAGAAGAAAGUUUGAAGAACUCACAGAGAUUCACACCACUUGCAAAGCCUAAUAUAGGAGUUGGAUUUCAUAGGCUUUACAAAGGUUUCAAGAAUUUCUCUCAAUUAUUUGUGUACAAAGAGGAGAUGGAAGAAAUGGAAGAAAUGGAAGUAGGAUGUCCCACAGAUGUGAAGCAUUUGACCCACAUCGGUUGCGAUGCCACCACAAUAUCAGAUGACCCCAACAAUCCCUUCAUAGAUUGGGAAACUCUUCUAGCUUCCGGCCUCUUCUCUCUUCCCUCUUCUCGUUCUUGGACCGAACUCGAACUCGAUCAUCAUCUUUCAAACCCUAAUGUUCUACCUCAUUCUAUUUGAAAACCAAAAACGUAUGUUAAAAAAGCUCGUGUUGAUUCGAUGUAUAAUUUCUUAUCUAUAAAAUAACUCGACAUGUUACGUGGCUUAUUCGUUUAUAAUUGUUGUAAGGAAUGUUGGGGCGUUAAUGUAAUGGAUCAAGCGUCAAAUUCAGAUUU
Messenger RNA from Cucurbita pepo subsp. pepo (vegetable marrow), 694 nucleotides. It is a transcript of the gene RIC4, whose product is annotated as ROP-interactive CRIB motif-containing protein 4. NCBI's taxonomy places the organism in Eukaryota, Viridiplantae, Streptophyta, Magnoliopsida, Cucurbitales, Cucurbitaceae. The record is from RefSeq and is a predicted model, not a curated record.